AUGGCGUUGAACCUUGAAAAACAGCUCCUCUUCGUCAACGUGGGAAUUCACAUUACAUGCGUACCGAUCCUCCUGUUCACAGGUAUCGCUUUGGCAUCGAAUUCCCCCGUCCUAUUCAACCUUCCUGAUGCCCUGACCUUCGAAAACCUCCCUGCCAACAUGGGUACCAUCGGGGCCUUGGUCUAUGCGACGUUCUAUAUCCUUCUCGAGCCGGUCGCCGGGGCUCUGAUCGCGCCGCUGCUGAUCGCGGGCGCAGCCUACGCAAACCACCUCCUCGCUGUCUACGGCACGGACGUGAACUACUGGUUCGGGGGCAUCCAUGUGGUCUCCUGGCUGGCGCAGUUCGUGGGACACGGCGCGUUCGAGGGGCGCGCACCGGCGCUGCUGGAUAACCUGGUGCAGGCGUUACUCCUCGCGCCUCUGUUUGUCUGGAUGGAGAUACUGUUCUUCUUCGGGUACCGGCCGGAGUUGAAGAAGCGGUUUGACGAGAGUGUGAAAAGGGAGAUUGCUGCGUUCCGCGCGCAGAAGGAGAAGAAGGCUGCGAAGUAG
Molecule: messenger RNA, 549 nt
Organism: Aspergillus terreus NIH2624
Lineage: Eukaryota; Fungi; Ascomycota; Eurotiomycetes; Eurotiales; Aspergillaceae
Product: 2-hydroxy-palmitic acid dioxygenase MPO1
Exons: 3
Coding region: 1-549 (182 amino acids)
Biological process (GO): sphingoid catabolic process
Cellular component (GO): endoplasmic reticulum
Source: RefSeq, a predicted model, not a curated record